AUGCGUAUUCCUAUCGCCGUGCAGCUUGCGCUGCUGGUACUGAUCACGACUCUUUCAGGCAUCGCUGCCCUCGCGGUUGCAACAUGGAUAACCACGUACGAUUUUGUCGUUGAUGUUGGAUCUCAAGGCCUCCAGCUCGUCGCGACCAUAAAGGCCAGUCAAAUUGCGUCUAAUCUGGACCUGCUUGAAGUUACCUGCAAGACGAUCUCCACGCGAUUAUUGAUACAGUCCGCUCUCAAGCGGUAUUAUGCUGGCAAUGAAUCUUCGGCGAACUGGAAUAACUCGAUAUUGGAUGUGCAGUCGGCGCUUGGAAGCAGAGGCUAUCUUAGCCUUUACCAGGCUACUCUUUACUCAAGAAGUGGAGAUGGCGGAGUAUCACGAUUGCUUAAUAUCACGAGUGACAGUAUCCCAGAUAUAACACUUCCAUAUGGCUACGCAAAUGGAAGCUCAGUCAAACUGGGAUCGGAUGUCUAUCCAUCGAUGCUAUAUCCUAACUUGACAUAUACGCGCUCUUCAGAUGACAACGAUUCGUUUAUUGCACAAGCCUUUCCCGGCUAUUCGCUCGGACAGUCCACAUCCUUGAUGCUGGGUCCACUCCGAAUCAACGACUCAUUCUCGCUGGUUUCCUUAACAGUGCCAAUUGCCAACAAUACGUCGAGCACCGAGAUUCUGGGUUUCAUGACUGUUGUUGCUAGCGCCGCAAACGUACAAGAUGUUGUUGCCUCUCGUGAUGGACUAGGAAACACAGGGCAGGUGCUUCUUCUGGGACCAUCCAGACCGGAGAACACAUUUGCGUCAAAUGCCCAACCUGCAACCGCUACCUCGGCACCUGACACUGCAGCGUUAGCCGAUGCGCGGGUUCAUUAUGUUUUCGAGCCUACUCCACUCCCAGGCCAAGAGAGUCGGCAUAGUAGCGUCACAACCGACACCUCUUUUCCGCUUUCGAGAUACCAGACAGCCUUGGAGAUCAUGCUUGAACCAUAUCGCAAUGAGAACAAAUCGAUCAGCCAUUUGUCUACCAAGAACGAGGAAGGAACAAGAGUCGCAGUGGCCGCAAUACGUCCCCAAACAACUCUGGCACAGUGGAUUUUAAUUGUCGAGGAGACUCAUGCGGAGGCAUUCAGUCCAGUGGUUCAACUACGGAAAAUUAUCCUUGCCUGUGUCUUGGGCACGGCUGGAGCAAUCAUCCUUUUCGUGCCACUGCUCACGCAUUGGGCCGUGGCACCAAUUCGAAGGCUGCGAGAGGCUGCCCAGAAAUCGGUCGUGCAUCAGAUUCCCCGCCCGUCAUAUUCUCGACAAGCGCAGAGAGGAAACAUUUCCGAUGGAAAUACAAUUGGGGAGCAGAGGGAUGAGAAAAGUCUUCCUAAUUUCUGGGUGAAACAUGUUCGACGGCCCUUGGAAAGAUUCAACAGCCCUGGGCACGUUAUUGACCGCAGCGAUCAUGAAAUAUUCCAGAUCCCUGCACGAGUAAAAGAACGAAGAAGCUGCGUGAGUGACGAACUCACAGAGCUUACAAAGACUUUCAACGAAAUGUCAGACGAAUUGACCAUUCAGUAUAAUCGUCUGGAAGAACGAGUUGUAGAGCGAACUCGGGAGCUCGAAAAGGCCAAAAUGGCUGCCGAAACAGCAAAUGAGAGCAAGACCUUGUUCAUUGCUAACAUAUCUCACGAGUUGAAGACGCCGCUGAAUGGUAUCUUGGGAAUGUGUGCGGUGUGCAUGGGAGAGGAAGACCUGUCUCGAAUCAAGAAGUCGCUCCGGGUGGUCUAUCAAUCUGGCGACCUUCUUCUACAUUUAUUGAAUGACCUAUUGACGUUCAGCAAAAAUCAAAUCGAGCAGGCGAUCCAACUUGAAGAGAAGGAAUUCAGAAUUUCCGAUAUCCGAUCUCAACUGAUCACUAUCUUUCAAAAUCAGGUUCAUGAAAAAGGAAUCAGCUUCAGUGUUGAUUGCUUUUCGGGCGAAGAGAUUCAGACCCGCAAACCGAAUGGGUGUCACGACAAAAGCCAUGUGAAAUCUCGGUUGAGCUUUGAUACAGCGCAAACGACGAAGCUUAUGGAUAUGGUCCUCUGGGGUGACCAGCAUCGAAUCCUUCAAGUCCUGAUCAACCUAGUCAGCAAUAGCCUCAAAUUCACGCCCGAAAAUGGAAGGGUUGAGGUUCGUAUUCGGUGCGUGGGUGAGGCAUCACCCCCCGAAGACGCCGAGUUUCGCAAGGGAAGUUUCAGAGGAAGUGCCCGCUUUCGAUCCGAAGUCUCCUCGAUACGAAGAAACUCCUCAGAAAAGGUCGGCGCUCUUGUUGAGACCCUGGACGAGGAGCAGCUGUCCGCAGAGGCUAGUCCUCUGUUGAUAUUCCUAUUCGAAGUAGAGGAUAAUGGGCCGGGCAUUCCUGCACAGCUUCAUAGACGCGUAUUCGACCCAUUUGUUCAAGGGGACUUGGGAUUGAACCGCAAGUAUGGAGGAACGGGACUCGGAUUGAGUAUCUGCGCUCAACUGUCCCGAAUAUUGGGCGGGGUGAUUCUCCUAGACAGUGAGGAGGGGCGAGGAUCCACCUUUACCUUGAGAAUUCCGCUCAAGUUUGUGAAGGAGUUCGCCCCAAGUACCCACAAUUCCAGCACUCCUGGGUCACGGACUCCCAGUGUGCUCUCUCUAGAAGACUUUUCCAAUACUGCACGAGCACCUUCAACUCACGGCUCUCCAAGAAAUGAGCCUCUUGCUCCAGGAUUCGAGAAAUCUGAUAUUCAACCACGACUAGUUGGCCUCAGUCAGCCCUUUUUCACGCCAACUGUCCCAUCAUCCACCCCAUCAUCUCCAUCAAGGAAUUCUCAUUCAAACCACAGCACAAUUGAAAAGGAUGAAGGUUUGAAGAAGAAACGUGUCUUGGUGGCGGAGGAUAAUACUGUCAACCAAGAAGUUGUGAGACGUAUGCUGGCCCUCGAAGAAGUCUAUGAUGUGACAAUGGUCAAGGACGGGCAAGAAGCGUUCGAUACAGUGAAAUCCAAUAUGGAAACGGGCAAGGUGUUUGAUCUUAUCUUCAUGGAUAUACAGAUGCCGAAUCUUGACGGGCUUCAAAGCACUCGGCUCAUUCGGGAAAUGGGAUACUCUGCGCCGAUUGUGGCAUUGAGCGCCUUUGCGGAAGAAAGCAACAUAAAAGACUGCAUGGAUUGCGGAAUGGAUAUGUUCAUGAGUAAACCGAUUCGACGACCCGUGCUGAAGCAAGUCCUUCACAAAUUUGCAACCAUUCCCGAGGAAGCUGAGACCGGCCCUACCCAAUAA
This is a messenger RNA of Penicillium canariense, 3267 nucleotides long. RefSeq names its product putative sensor histidine kinase/response regulator TcsB/Sln1 (gene tcsB). The coding region runs from base 1 to 3267 and encodes 1088 amino acids. Lineage: Eukaryota; Fungi; Ascomycota; Eurotiomycetes; Eurotiales; Aspergillaceae. The record is from RefSeq and is a predicted model, not a curated record. The transcript is spliced from 7 exons. Gene Ontology annotation, biological process: protein autophosphorylation; phosphorelay signal transduction system. Gene Ontology annotation, molecular function: histidine phosphotransfer kinase activity; phosphorelay sensor kinase activity.